Molecule: messenger RNA, 1797 nt
Organism: Benincasa hispida (wax gourd)
Lineage: Eukaryota; Viridiplantae; Streptophyta; Magnoliopsida; Cucurbitales; Cucurbitaceae
Source: RefSeq, a predicted model, not a curated record
CAUUUCCUCAAAUGGAGUAUCUAUACAUUGAUAGAUGUAACAAUUUGGAGAUGCUAUGGCAUAAUAAUGGACCAAUCAAUACUUCCUUUACCAAACUUCAAACAAUCAGGAUUGAAUAUUGCAACAAGUUGAAAUGCGUGUUUCCUUCAAACAUAGUGGCAUCACUUGUUUGUUUAGAGGAUUUGUAUAUCUGUUCAUGUGAGUUAUUGGAAAGGGUAUUUGAAAUUGCAAAGCCGACCUUCGGUGAUACAAAAGUACUAGUGCCAUUGAGAAGUUUAUAUUUAAGUCGUCUACCAAAUUUAAUGUACGUGUGGGACAAAGAUGCUGGUGAUGUUUUGGAAUUUCCAAAUCUAAAGAAUGUCGAUGUUACUUCUUGUUCCAAGUUGAAAAGUAUUUUUCCAGCGUCCUUCACCAAAUAUAUGAAAGAAAUUGAACGGUUAAAUGUGGAAGAGGAAAACGAAAUAUUUCCAGUGGAUGAAGCAUCAAACAUGGGAGAGGUAGUACGAUUCCAGAGCUUGGAAACAUUAGCAAUGACUUGUAACCUGGCAGAGAAGGAGAGCUUUUGGCUCAUAUCAAAAAUUUCUCAAACUCCAAAGUCUUACAUUGUUUGGGUCUCACAAUGAUAACUUGAUUACUCUGCCUUUGGAAAUGAAUGAAGUAUUAUACAAUAUUGAAGAACUGGAAAUUAGGACUUGCCUCCAGUUGGUACAAGUAUUUGGAAAUGACAAUAUCCAAAGAUGUGCAAAUUUGAAGACGUUAAUAUUGCGGGAUCUUCCUAAACUUACACACGUGUUGAAGAACAUCGAUCAAAUAACCACAAUCACAUUCUCCAACUUGGUUGAUCUUCAAGUACAUGGUUGCCAUGGAAUGAAAAUUUUGUUUAGUCUUUCAGUGGCAAAAAAUCUGGUGAAUCUCAAUUCCAUUGAAAUAUUUGAUUGUAAGGAAAUGAAAUCCAUAGUCAUUGAAGCAGCAGCAGAAGAAAAUAGUGAAAUUAUUUUUAAGAAACUGACUAUAACCAGAUUACACAACUUACCAAAACUUGCAAGCUUUUACAAUGGAAAAUGCAAGCUUACGUUCCCUUUGUUGGAAACACUGGAAAUAGAAGAAUGCAAUGAAAUGGAGAUCUUUUCAAAUGGAAUAAUAAGCAUAGAAGAAGGUAAAGACUCAGUAUUGGGGGCACCUUAUCCAAAACCCUUUUUCACUCACAAGGUUUCAUUUCCUGCAUUGGAGAUUUUAAGGAUUGAUGGAGGAAAUAGUUUGGAGAUGUUAUGGAAUAAGAAUAAGCCGAUUGCAAGUUCCUUUUGCAAACUUCGAGAGAUAAGUAUUGAAAACUGCAACAAGUUGAGAUGCAUGUUUCCUUGGAGUAUAGUGAAAUCACUUGCUUUUUUAGAAACACUGAAUAUCUUUUCUUGUGAGUUAUUAGAAAGGAUAUUUGAAACCGAAAAGCGGAGUUUUGCAACAGAAGAAGAAGAAAAUGGUGAAAUUGUGUUCAACAGACUGAGUCGUCUGGAAUUUGAUAAUUUACCAAGCCUACUUUGUUUUCACUCUGGAAAAUGCACACUUAAAUUUGUUGCCUUGAAUUUCUUGAAGAUAAGAAGAUGCCAUGAUAUGAAAACAUUUUCAUAUGGAAUAACAAACACUCCCAAUUUGCAAGCCGUCGAGAUAGGAGAAAAUGAAGUUCCAGUAUCACCAACAAAGGGGAUAAAUGACAUUAUCCAAGCUUUUUUCACACAAGAGUCUAUUAAUAAUAAGCUUCUAUCACCAACAAACAAUUCAGCAAGUGAUACAAGUCUAUGA